AUGAUCGUCAACCCGGCGUUCGAUUCGCAGACCAAGGAGACGUUGAACACCCGCGCGAGCGAGUUUGGCUCCACAUGCAAGCUACCGGACAGUUUCCUCCAGAAAGUCGCAAAAUCGGGUGUGAUUGACAGCAUCCUUUCCUUCGCAACCUUCAAGGCGAACAAGGAUAUGAAGAAGAGCGAUGGAAGCAAGAAGCAGCGGCUCACGGGAAUUUCGAAGCUGGACGACGCGAACGAUGCAGGUGGACGCAACUCCGAGCAGUGCACCUUGAUUCUUACGGAGGGAGACUCUGCAAAGGCUCUUGCGGUGAGCGGUCUAAGUGUUGUCGGUCGUGACAAGUAUGGAGUAUUCCCGCUGCGUGGGAAGCUACUGAACGUCAGGGAUGCCCCUGCCAAGCAGUUGACAGAGAACGCAGAGAUCACCAACAUCAAGCAAAUCAUGGGGCUUCAGCAGGGAAAGCACUACGACAGCACCAAAUCCCUGCGAUACGGCCAUCUGAUGAUCAUGACAGAUCAGGACCACGACGGAUCUCAUAUCAAGGGCCUCCUCAUCAACUUCCUCCACGCCUUUUGGCCGUCACUCCUGAAGCAGCCCAACUUCCUUCUGGAGUUCAUCACGCCCAUCGUCAAGGCUACUGGGCCCCGUGGAAAGGUCAUUUCCUUCUACACGAUACCCGAGUACGAGUCAUGGAAAGAAUCGCUUGGAGGAAGUACCAAAGGAUGGUCCAUCAAGUACUAUAAGGGUCUGGGAACAAGCACACCGAAGGAAGCCAAGGAGUACUUUGCAGCCCUUGAUCAGCACCGGAAGAGCUUUGAGUGGACGGGAGAAGAGGAUGGCGAAAGCAUUGAGAUGGCGUUUAGCAAAAAGAAGGUGGAGGACAGGAAGACGUGGCUGCGAAAUGUGGAGCCUGGGACUUUCCUAGAUCAAAGUGCCAAGACGAUCAGCUACAGCGACUUUGUCAACAAGGAGCUGGUCCUGUUCUCCAUUGCGGACAACCUGAGAUCCAUUCCAUCUGUCAUGGAUGGCCUCAAGCCUGGCCAGAGAAAGAUCCUCUUCAGUUGCUUUAAGAGGAAGCUGAAGAGUGACGUGAAGGUCGCACAACUGGCUGGUUACAUCUCCGAGCACUCUGCAUACCACCAUGGUGAAAUGAGCUUGAUGACCACCAUCAUUGGUCUCGCCCAGGAUUUUGUGGGUAGCAACAACAUCAACCUUCUGGUGCCCAGUGGCCAGUUCGGCACUCGCCUUCAGGGAGGGAAAGAUGCUGCCAGCCCUCGUUACAUCUACACCAGGCUGCACAAACUCACGCGGAUUCUUUUCUCUGAGGUGGACGAUGCCCUUCUGGACUUCCUGAACGAGGACGGACAGAAAAUUGAGCCAACAUGGUACCUGCCAAUCCUCCCCUUGGUCCUCGUCAAUGGAAGUGAAGGGAUUGGAACUGGAUGGAGCUCCUACGUGCCAACGUUCAACCCACGCGACAUCGUUGACAACCUCAAGCGCCUGAUGAAGGGAGAGGAGAUGGAGCCGUUGCACCCCUGGUUCCGUGGUUUCAAGGGGACUGUGGAACACAACAGCAACAAAGACGGUCGGAACUACAUCGUGACUGGAACCAUCAACAAGGUCAGCGACACCGUUCUGGAGAUCACGGAGCUGCCCAUCCGAACCUGGACGCAGAACUACAAGGAGUUCCUGGAGGGGAUGAUGGUGGUAAACGACAAAAACAAGGAGCCAUUCAUCAAGGACAUGCGGGAGCAUCACACUGACACCACUGUGCAUUUUGAGGUGCACUUGUCGCCCGAGGGAAUGGCGACUGCAGAGGCUGAAGGACUGAUCAAGCGCUUCAAGCUGACGGCAUCAGUAGCAACCAGCAACAUGCACCUCUUUGACAAGGAUGGAAGGAUGAGGAAGUACGAGACUCCGGAAGAAAUCAUUGAGGAGUUUUAUCACAUGCGGCUGGAGUACUACAGGAAGAGGAAGGAUAUUCAACUGGAGCAACUUCGAAAUGAGCUCAUCAAGCUGGACAACAGAGUGAGGUUCAUCCUUGCAGUUGUGCGUGGAGAGAUCAUCGUCAGCAACAGGAAGAAGGCGGAGCUUCUGGCUGAGCUGAAGGAGAAGAAGUUCGCACCCUUGCCGAAAGGCAAGGUCGGCUCGAGCGGUGGUUCAUCCACGGCCGCAGAUGAGGAGGGUGACGAUGAGGGGGAGGACUCGGGUGAAGAGGAAGGGGGCUCGAAGGCUAAGAAGGGGGGCGAUGGUGGCUAUGACUAUCUCCUUGGCAUGCCACUGUGGAGUUUAACCCUGGAGAGGGUUCAAGAGCUGCUGAGGGAUCAGAAGAAGAACCAAGACGACCACGAUGCUUUGUUGAAGACGGAGCCCAAGGACCUCUGGGAAAGCGAUCUGGACUUGUUCCUUGCGGAGCUUGAGGUUGCGGAGGAGGAGGCGGCUCAGGAGAAGGCCAAGGAGGUGGCAGGCAAGCCUGGCAAGGGGAAGGGUCGUGUUGCCAAGGCUGCGGCCGCGAAGCCGAAAAAGGCACAGAAGAAGGCUCAGGUCUUCAGUGAUGAGGAGAUGGAUUUCAUCUCAGACUCAGAUGAUGACUUCAUGGAAGAUGCCAAGGUGAGGCGAGGAAAGGGAGCUGCAGCUGCUGCAGCAAAGCCAACAGCAGUGGCUGCUACAACAAAACCACAGGCAUCUGUGCCUCUUGUUCAGGCACCAAAACCAGAGGUGGUCAAACCUGCUCCCAAGGCGAAACCUGCUCCCAAGCCAAAAGCACCAGCUGGAUCUGAUUAUGACAGCGAUGAGGACUUCGGAGGAAGCCUCAAGGAGAGGCUUGCAGCCAUGGCAGCUAAGAUGUCACUGCAAGAAAAACCUUCAGGGGGAGAGUCCACGGCAGAAGUGAAGCCCGCAGCUUCCAAGAAAGAACCUGCCAAGAAGGCCGCCACAAAACGACCUGCCACCAAGAAAAUCGAGGAGAAGGUGGAGGAACCAGCUCUUGGUGAUCAGUUUGAGUUCUUCGACGAGUUAGACAUUAAGUCUCCCAUGAAGGAGCCUGUGAGCAAGGUGCAAAGAAUGCGCCCAUCCCCUUUUAGCAAGAAGAGUGGUCUGCCAGCAGCAGAAGGUCGCACUCAUCUCUCACGUGGGGCUCAAAAGAAGCCGGCUGUGGUGCUCAGUGAUGACAGCGACGAGAGUGAGGAGAGCGAGGAUGACUUCCAGGACUUCAGCGAGGAGGAGUACUAG
Closterium sp. Naga37s-1 is the source of this 3228-nucleotide messenger RNA. The record is from the annotation of a GenBank genome assembly. Lineage: Eukaryota; Viridiplantae; Streptophyta; Zygnematophyceae; Desmidiales; Closteriaceae.